AGACAACACUGUAUAACAUAACCUAAAUUAUAUUGAUAUUUUUAGAUUUGAAUAUUAUUAUUUGUUUUUAAAAGAGGUGCUUAAAAAGUUAUAAAUUAGUUAUAUUUAAACCCUGUGUUUUGAAUAUUUCUAGUUGUUAAUUAAUAAUUCUUUUAAAAUUGAUAAAUAAUGGUUUUUAAAUGUCAAUCAGAUUCCUUUUUAAAGGAGUUUGAGUCAAGGGUAAUAUCUUGCGAAAAAACAGAAGUUAUUUUUACAGAAAAUGGAAAACUAGUUAAAAAAGAUAUGCAUGCAGUGAUCUUGGAGGAUACAAUUUUAUUUCCUGAAGGUGGUGGACAGCCCUCUGACCAUGGUUUUUUUAACAACAUUCCAGUCAAGCAAGUUAUUAGAAAAGAAGAUAAAGCAAUACAUUACACUGAAAAAGCAUUUAAUGUUGGAGAAACUGUGAAACAAAUUAUAGAUUGGGAAAGAAGAUUUGAUCAUAUGCAACAACAUUCUGGUCAACAUCUUCUUACAGCAAUGCUUGAAAAAAAAUAUAAAAUUCCAACCAUAUCUUGGUGGCUUGGUGAAGAGUUAUCAUAUGUCGAAUUAGGAGCUCCAACAAUAUCCACACAGCAAUUAAAAGAUACUGAAGAUGUAAUUAAUGAAAUAAUCAGGAAUGGCAACAAGGUAACUGUACAGAUUUUUAAUGAAGAUACUCCAGAAGAAGACUUAAAAGAGGCCAGAAGUAACAGAGGAUUACCCAAUGAUCACAAAGGUGAUAAAAGAGUUAUAAACAUUGAUGGCAUUGACAGUUCUUUAUGUUGUGGUACACAUGUUAAUAAUUUAAGCCAGUUGCAAGCAUUAAAAUUAUUACAUUCUGAAAAGAAGAAAAAUAAAACUUUGUUAUAUUUUUUAUUUGGAAAUAGAGUAAUUCAAAGACUAAACACAUCAAUUGAACGAGAACAGAAAUUGACUAAAUUAUUAAAAAAUAAUCCUGAUGAACAUGCUAGUCUUAUUGAAAAACUUCAAAAAAAUGUCAAAUUAUUAAAUAAAAACCUACAAAGUGUUCUAAAAGAUAUUGCUUUGGUUCAAGCAAAACGACUUAAUGAAACUUGUCCUACUCCACAAUAUUAUUUCUAUCACAAAUCAGAAGCAGACCCAGAUUUUAUGAAUACUUUUAUUAGGGAGUUAGGGAGAAGUGAUAUAUUCUUGUUUUUGUCUACUGGAGAUGAUAAAAAAGAUGGAAACAUUGUGUUAUAUGGAAAUGAAAAGGCAGUAGAUGAUCUGAAAAAUUUAAUUUGUGAUAUUCUACAAGGAAAAGGUGCUGUUCAAGGCAACAAGUUUCAAGCAAAAGUAUCCAAAAUGGCUAAUCUUAUUAAAGCCCAGGAUUAUGUUAUAAAAUAUUUUAAAGAAGAAUAAAUAAUUAAGAUAAUAAUAUUGUAUUGUAUUUUAAG
Brassicogethes aeneus is the source of this 1433-nucleotide messenger RNA. Lineage: Eukaryota; Metazoa; Arthropoda; Insecta; Coleoptera; Nitidulidae. The record is from the annotation of a GenBank genome assembly.